Messenger RNA from Raphanus sativus (radish), 961 nucleotides. Its product is annotated as synaptotagmin-5-like. The transcript is spliced from 4 exons. Gene Ontology annotation, cellular component: endoplasmic reticulum. Gene Ontology annotation, molecular function: lipid binding. Lineage: Eukaryota; Viridiplantae; Streptophyta; Magnoliopsida; Brassicales; Brassicaceae. The record is from RefSeq and is a predicted model, not a curated record. The coding region runs from base 448 to 945 and encodes 165 amino acids.
CCUUAGCUGAUCAAACACAAACAUAUCUUCUCCUACACGAUUUUAAAAUUUCUCAGAUUGAUGACUAUAUUCGACGACUACGGCAAAGGUCUCUCCGGCGAUAUUCGACGACUCCGGUGAAAUUCGACGACUCUGGCUAAAUUCGACGACUCCGAGGAAGAUUGUACACGGCAAACACGGAGAAGCUCUAGAGAAAAAGAAAGAUCUCCGACAAAGAAGAACGAAUAGCUCCGACGAAAAACAAAGAGAUCCGGUGAAGGAAGACGAGCUCUGGCGACAUACUUCGAUCUGUGUCUGGAGAUUUUAAAUUGGUCAGAUCUGAAGCUUCCUCAACUUGUGAUCGGACUCGCCGUGGGAAUCACAAUCAUCAUCGGCUUCGUCAAGGCGGAGAAUUAUCGAUCCAAGCUUCGCUCUGAACUUGCGAAUAAGGUGGCUGCUUUCGCGAGGAUGACGGUGGAGGAUUCAAGGAAGCUUCUCCCCGCUGAGUUUUAUUCUUCCUGGGUCGUUUUCUCCGAGCGUCAGAAGUUAAAGUCUCCCCUAAUUGAGUAUAAAGCUUCUUCCUUUUUUUUUUGCGAAUUGGUGUUCACUUUUGGCGUUUUUGUUUUACUUCAGUUGACUUGGCUGAACCAUCACUUGACUAAGAUCUGGCCUUAUGUUGAUGAGGCAGCCUCUGUGCUUAUAAGGGCAUCCGUAGAGCCGGAUCUCGAGCAAUAUAGACCUGCCGUUGUUGCCUCCUUGACAUUUUCUAAGCUUACUCUCGGUACCGUGGCGCCUCAGUUUACAGGUGUUUCCAUUAUAGAAGGUGAUGAAAAUGGGAUGACCAUGGAGCUUGAUAUGAAUUGGGAUGGGAAUCCAAAUAUAGUACUUGGCAUCAAGACCUUAGUUGGUGUAUCUCUUCCAGUUCAGUUUAUAAACCCCUAUGAAUUGAUUUGUGAAGUCUUAUAAAUAAAGGGGGGUUAUG